CUUCCGUUAUGACGUCACUUCCUGUCACUUUGACCAACACAGGUAUUGCCACUUGAACUUAACUUCAACCCGGACAUUUAUGCAUUGAGGUUUUUGCCUGUCAUUGGUGUAGAUGAAACAGUCCCCAGACAUCCCAGAUGCCACAGCCACCAGCCGUAGAGACUCCAGACACUGUAACGCUGAGCUUCCUAACACCACUCUGGGAGGAAUGUGAGAAAAUGUCUGCGGCAGCUGACAGGACGACCCAACUCCUCACAGAGCUGAAGGUGUGCACGAAUGCCUGUGCACAGAUCUCACGACUCAUGGUCACAUCGUCUUGGACUCCUGUGGUGAAAAAGUGUAGCUGGGUGCUCGGACAAUGCAACCACAAGGCGCUCAAUCAGCCCCACCAGGAGGGUCAAUGUGUCACAAGGCUCUCGCUGACAUCGUCAUGAACAGGCGGUGGUUGAAGACUGUACUCAAGUACCUGACCAUCAGGAACCAACGGGAACACGGGGGAGAACAUGCAAUCUCCACCCUGCCCGUAGCGGGGAUCGAACCCACGACCUUCAUGCUGUGAGACAACAGUGCUAACCACCCAAGUGAUGUUUCAAUAGGAGUGCCGUCUAAGCCUUCUAUUUUCACAUUUGUGCCAGUGGUGCAGAAAUUACCGAUUGAAAGGAUUGUUACUGAGGAGGAGAGAUCUGGAGCUCCGACAGGAAAACCAACUAAGAACUUCGCCGUGUCCCAUGAGAAGACAAGCGGGGAGACCAUGUCGGACAGGGAGAUUUUCAAAGCCGAGAUAGUCGUUAUCAAAGACUCUGCAGAGGGAGGAGCAGGAAACGCGACCCAACCAGGGACAAAACUUCAACCUUCACUGGAUCGCGUGAGCCUCUCUCAAACCAAAGCCUCUAUUUCAGUCUGGGAUCAGUCUGAAAAUACCCCCAACCACGUCGCUGCCGGGACAGCCUCUAUGGAAACAGCUGUUGAUAAACACAGGGGCAUUUCCCAGCGGCAGCGUCCCGAUACCUCUGGACAUGCUGAGGUUAGCUUGGGUUACUUUGUAAAUAGAGCGUCUGUGUCAGAAGACCGAAUAAGCCCCACAAACUCCGCAGAUCUGUUCCCCACCCCGGCUUCCUCCAGAGAGUCCAUCCUCUCAGAGGGCUGGGACGGAGAGAAGAGCUGGUCGGCUGCGCAGCUUUCCUCCGUCACCUCUCCUGUCUCUUUCAGCCGCACUGUUUCUCCCUGCUCAUCUGUCCGCUCUGGCGUCUUCUCCCCCGCUGUCAUCCACAUCAAGAGACACUUUCUCGCCCCUGGCUCCAGUCUGGUUCACACCCCCUGUUUCUCAUCCUGCGAGAGCCUGUCCUCCUCCGUCUGUCCCCAGUCCCCUCCUCCACCUCCCCGGCACCGGCCUCCUCUCACCCGACUCGCCCUCCUCACUGCCAUCCUAAGAAAAGGCCGCCUUCCUGUCCUGUCCUCUGCUGUACAGAGGCCUUACACCCCCUGCUGGCCUGUUAACCCUGUGACCCUGUCUUUCUGUAAUGCAUGCUCGGCAGCCUCCAGUGUGGCUUCCAUUCCACUUGAGUUUUCCUCUCGGUUCCCCUCAUCAGUGUCUAUAGAUAGUCAGAGCCACGUUCGUAGGGAGCCUAAUAGAUGUGUUGCAUCACCUCCACCUGCGCAGUCAAUUGAGCUCAGCAGAACAUGUCCUCAAACUCAAGCGAAAAGAUGCUCGGAGCAAAUUCCUCUCAGCAGUAGGCCUACAUGGGAGCAGUCUAUUUCACCCCCGGCAGUGAGGAGCCCACUACCGCGAGCUCCACCUCUUUUUUGCUCCAACUUCAAAUCUGUUUCUUCACCAAAGCAUGAAGAAAUAGACUAUGCAAUUUCCAAAAAGCCCAUCCACACUGAUAUGUACCUCAAGGGCCCUGCAGAUAAUAACCUUAAAAAACUCAUCUCCACAUCCCCGAAAGUUAUGUAUGAGCACGAGACCUCUGCGCCCCAGACAUGGAGUCGCCCGCCUAAUUCAUCUCUCUCAAGGCUUCACUCGCUUUCUCAACAACUGAGAUCUGCGCCUGUCUGCCCUCCUCGGCUUCAGCCUUCUCAAUCACGCUCACCCGGUGUCACAAUUAUCACAUCACCCCCUGUACAAAACACCACGGCGAGGUGUGAGUCAGGGAGGAGCUGCCCCGAUUCCAAAAGUGCCACAACAUCAGCUGGUUUUCGCAAAGCUCACUGUCUAUCUCCUUCCCGCUACACACCCAUCGCUUUUCCCAGAUGGCCGUCACCCUCCAGCUCCCCCACGCCUACGCCCUCUCCUGCUCCGCCAAUCAGAGACUUCACCUCGUCCCCGUCUCUCUCCAUGCGCUCCACGCCCUCCCCAAGGCCGGGGAGUGGAAUAUCAGACUGCAGUGACAGGGAGGGUAAAAAAAGAAAGACACACAAGAUUAAGUUGAGCUACAAAUCGCUCGCUGCAAUUCCCACAAAUACCCUUCUGUUGGAUCAGCAGGCAAUAGACGAGCAGGUAGAGAGAGAAGAGAGUCCAUGUGACUGGCUGGACAGAGGUGUUGCAGACACCCACGCUGAGAUGCGCUCACCCGCUGAGCUCCGGCAGCAGUCAGAGGAACUUUAUGCAGUAAUUGAUGAGAUAUUGGCAGAUUCCAUUCCAGCAAGCAAAACAUCCGGGUCACAGCAGACCUCCAGGUCAUCGACUCCCAACGCUGGUCCGCAGCACAACAACUCAUCAUUUACAAAAUCCUUGGGACGUGAAACCAAAUAUGCAUCUGUAUGCAGCCUGCAUCCAUCUACCACUGUGGAAAGAAAGCUCAUGAGUCCUAAAAAGACGAAGCCCGGGGUCAUUCGCCCGAUGACAGCCAUUCCACGACUGACAGUCGAGGAGGACGAAGAAUUUCAUCGAAACCCUUUCAGGCCGUUUGUCGUCAAGCAGACCUCGACUCACAACAACAACACGGUGGAAAGUCUGAGUCCUGAAGAGGCAGGGAAAUAUUUUUACACAAGUUCAAAAGGCCAAACGUUGAGAGACGAGAGGAAGCCUGAAAGAAGAGGUCCGAUCUCAGUGUGUGAUCUGCAGAUUACAGAGCCUGACGACCAGACGAGUCCCUCUGGGAAAGAUGCCUCAAGAUCUUUCAGACGCACUGAGGGGCGGAUGGCAGCGUUUGAGACUCAUAUUUAAAGCAUUAAUACCAAA
This is a messenger RNA of Sebastes umbrosus (honeycomb rockfish), 3181 nucleotides long. Its product is annotated as muscular LMNA-interacting protein. The transcript is spliced from 15 exons. NCBI's taxonomy places the organism in Eukaryota, Metazoa, Chordata, Actinopteri, Perciformes, Sebastidae. Gene Ontology annotation, cellular component: sarcolemma; PML body; nuclear envelope. Gene Ontology annotation, biological process: negative regulation of transcription by RNA polymerase II. The record is from RefSeq and is a predicted model, not a curated record. The coding region runs from base 752 to 3166 and encodes 804 amino acids. Gene Ontology annotation, molecular function: lamin binding; transcription corepressor activity.